This is a messenger RNA of Xiphophorus couchianus (Monterrey platyfish), 2287 nucleotides long. RefSeq names its product heterogeneous nuclear ribonucleoprotein A3 (gene hnrnpa3). Gene Ontology annotation, molecular function: mRNA 3'-UTR binding. NCBI's taxonomy places the organism in Eukaryota, Metazoa, Chordata, Actinopteri, Cyprinodontiformes, Poeciliidae. Bases 125 to 1126 code for a protein of 333 amino acids. Gene Ontology annotation, cellular component: catalytic step 2 spliceosome. Gene Ontology annotation, biological process: mRNA splicing, via spliceosome. The transcript has 11 exons. The record is from RefSeq and is a predicted model, not a curated record.
GCAUAAACCAGUCGUUGUCGUCUAUAUUUAAGGUUUUUGUUGUAAAACUUUUAGAGAAGUACCACAAACUAACGUAAGAAGGUCACGUGAUACAUUUAACGUCUCCGCCCUGCAUAUCUGCAAAAUGGAGGACCAUGAGGCGAAAGAACCAGAACAGCUCCGAAAGCUGUUUAUCGGAGGUCUGAGCUUCGAAACCACAGAGGAGAGUUUACGGGCCCAUUUUGAGCAAUGGGGAUCUCUGACAGACUGUGUGGUGAUGAGGGAUCCUAACAGUAAACGAUCCAGAGGGUUUGGUUUCGUAACUUACUCCUCUGUAACUGAAGUUGACGAGGCCAUGAAAGCGAGGCCUCAUAAAGUCGACGGGCGAGUUGUUGAACCCAAGAGGGCUGUGUCCAGAGAGGACUCUAACAAACCUGGAGCACAUCUGACAGUGAAGAAGAUCUUUGUUGGUGGUAUCAAAGAGGACACAGAGGAGCACCACAUUCGGGAAUAUUUUGAGAAAUACGGAAAGAUUGACUGCAUCGACAUCAUGGAGGAGCGAUCCACAGGAAAGAAGAGAGGAUUCUGCUUUGUGUCAUUUGACGACCAUGACACUGUGGACAAAAUCGUCGCGCAGAAAUUUCACACAAUAAACUUUCACAAUUGUGAAGUCAGGAAAGCGCUAUCUAAACAGGAAAUGAAUGCUAUAUCCAGUAACCGAGGAAGGAGCGGAGGAUCAGGAAACUUCAUGGGCAGAGGUGGAAAUUUUGGAAGCAGCGAUAACUUCGGUCGAGAUGGCUACGGAGGACGCGGUGGUUAUAAUGAUGAUUUUGACAAUGGUCCGGGAGGAAAUUAUGGCGGUGGACCUGGUUAUGGAGGUGGCCGAGGGGGUUACGGUGGUGGCGGUCCAGGCUACGGAAACCAGGGCGGUGGAUUUGGUGGCAGCGGUGAUGGAGGUUAUGGAGGCAACCGGGGAGGAUAUGGAGGGGGUGGAAAUUACAACGACUUUGGAAAUUAUGGUGGACAGCAGUCAAACUAUGGGCCAAUGAAGGGAAAUAACUUUGGUGGCAGAAACUCUGGUGGACCAUAUGGUGGUGGCUACAGCUCCGGAGGCAGUGGUGGAGGCUACGGCUCACGGCGGUAUUGAACGCAGCAUGUUUUUGAUGUGGAAAUGGGCAUUCUCUUCUUGCUGAAAAUGCUGUAAAGGCCUGAUAACAUGGGAGGUUCUGGAUGGGUAAGACAUUUUUUGACAUUAUCAAAGGUUUUCCAAUGUCAUGUAUUAGUGCUACUUGUUCUGACUAAUCAUCUUAUAUAAAAAUGUGUCUUAAAGAAUGUUGCCCAUUGUUUGACUUUUGUUCACCAAUUCUUGAUGUUUAAUUGUUUUUUUAUUGCACUUUAAUUGUCAGAGAUCCUAAUAGCGAUGAAACACAUAAUUUGUUGGCCAAAAAAGGAUACUUUUCUUUUAUAUUCAGUCAACUUUAUCACAAUUGUACAAAAGAGAACAUGUUUGAACAGAUUAGCUUACAUUUUGCUAACAUUUGCCACGGUACAGUUGAGAUUAAAUACACCAUGAGUAUGCUCAGUCUUUAUGUGUUUGGUCUAAUUCUAAAAGCAUGUUUUAGUUUAAGAUGUAAACAGCAAAAGCAUCCCGGUAAAGUAAAAUUUUGCAACAUAAAAACUAGUUAAAGAGUCAAAAGGUCUACACAAGUGCAUAGAAAAGCAAUGGACAGCAUCAAUCUUAUCACAGUGUGAUAUAUAAGGGAAUAUCUAUCACACUGAUAUAAUGUAUUUUGUUAUAUUGGCCAACCCUACUCAGGUAUAAGUGGCAACAGUUUUUGUUGUAUAGAUGGAUAACAAUUUCCGGGGAAUGUUACUUCUAGGUAUUAUUAUUAAAAGAUGUGUUUACUUAAGUAAUGUUGAAUCUUGAGUUGCAGACCAAACACAUCAUGCAUUUAAAGAUUGUCAGUCUUUGGAACAAAUUAAGUAAUUAAAUUUGGUGCUCAGUUUCACUUAGCUGGCCAAAAACAGCACUGACAUAUUUGUAUCUUUAAGUUCACAAUAAUCCCUAAAAGAGCCCUGAAACAUCAGUAUGCCAAACAGGUCCAGACUGAUCGUUGUUUUGACAAACCUCUACGUGCAGCUCUGAGCCUGUGCUUUUAGAGCGCUAUCUGACUGGAACAACCUGUUCUCUUGUUACCAACAAUAUUUCCCAGCUCCUCAACAGCACGACAGUGUUUAUCAACUGCUCUGAUUUUCAUGUAAACUGUGACAUGUUGUGUUCAUCUUAAUAAAAGGUACUUUUUUUCUA